GGCUUCGUUAACUAGCGAAGAGUGUAAAAAGAUGUGGAAGAUGGAUGCAGUUAAAUUUUGACAAUUUUUGAAAAAAUCCCGAUAAUACGCUGCUUUGUGGACUUGUUGCAAUUGACCGCACGUUUUUCCCUCAGAUAUGAAUUUUGUUGUUAGACGCAUUAAAACGUAGGGAGCACCGAAAUGAUGCACAGAAGGGGUGGUAAGCGGAUCCGGAUGGACGAUCCGGUGCCGCCGGAGUACGAGACGCCGAUGACGCCUAUGACUCCGAUGAAUGACAAUUCCGGCGGAGACGCAAAUGACUCUUACAAUGCUUACACACCAUAUCAGGCGUCUCAGACGCCGCUGCACAAUCCCACUCCAGAACAUUAUUCUUCCGAGAGCUACAGUUCACCAGGCACAUCUCAACAGCAGUAUCAGGAGCAGGGCAAUUUUGAUAAUCAGACGCAGUUUGAAGCUCCUAUGACACCUGCCGCUUCCAACAUGAGGAUCACAAGAAACACACGUGCCAGGAUGCGUGGAGGUGUGGUGCAACAACCCAAGUACAAAGAGAUUGAUACAGAUUAUACUCCAUCGUCCAGCAGCAGAGGAAGAGGUGGGGGACGAGGACGUGGCAAAAGGGCACAUCAUUCGCACAGUUUGGAAGAUGAAGCUAGUCUUUACUAUGUUAUUAGGAAUAAUCGAUCUUCACUUACUACCAUUGUUGAUGACUGGAUAGAAAAAUACAAGAGUAACAGGGAAAAUGCGUUGCUUAUGCUCAUGCAAUUUUUCAUCAAUGCAAGUGGUUGCAAAGGCCGUAUCACUUCCGAGAUGCAACUGACUAUGGAACAUGUAGCAAUUAUUCGCAAAAUGACUGAAGAGUUUGAUGAAGAAAGUGGUGAAUAUCCAUUGAUAAUGACUGGACAACAAUGGAAGAAAUUUCGUGCAAAUUUCUGUGAAUUUGUUCAAAUUCUUGUUCGUCAAUGUCAAUAUUCUAUCAUCUAUGAUCAGUUUCUAAUGGAUAAUGUUAUCUCUUUGCUAACUGGACUCUCAGAUUCCCAAGUGAGAGCAUUUAGACAUACUGCAACUCUUGCAGCCAUGAAAUUAAUGACAGCUCUAGUAGAUGUUGCUUUGACUGUAUCUAUAAAUUUGGACAAUACACAGCGUCAAUACGAAGCGGAAAGACAAAAGGCCCGAGAAAAAAGAGCAGCGGACAGAUUAGAAUCCUUGAUGGCGAAACGAAAAGAGUUGGAAGAAAAUAUGGACGAAAUAAAAAAUAUGCUUACAUAUAUGUUCAAGUCUGUUUUCGUUCAUAGAUAUAGGGAUACUUUGCCAGAAAUACGCGCGAUUUGUAUGGCGGAAAUCGGAGUCUGGAUGAAGAAGUUUCAUCAAAAUUUCUUAGAUGAUUCAUAUUUGAAAUAUAUUGGUUGGACUUUGCAUGAUAAAGUCGGAGAAGUUAGACUCAAAUGUCUGCAAGCAUUGCAACCGCUAUACGCUUCGGAGGAACUAAAAACGAAACUUGAAUUGUUCACAAGCAAGUUUAAAGAUAGAAUUGUCGCGAUGACAUUGGAUAAAGAGUACGAUGUAGCGGUACAGGCUGUGAAGUUGGUUAUCUCCAUUUUAAAGCAUCACAGGGAAAUUCUCACUGAUAAAGACUGUGAACAUGUGUACGAACUUGUUUAUUCGUCGCAUCGCGCGGUUGCACAAGCAGCCGGGGAAUUUCUGAACGAACGUUUAUUCCGCCCGGAAAAUGAAGCCGUGGUGGAUGUUAAGACUCGACGCGGCAAGAAACGAUUACCAAAUACGCCUUUUAUACGUGAUCUUGUUCUAUUCUUCAUCGAAUCCGAAUUGCAUGAGCAUGGAGCAUACUUAGUUGACUCCCUGAUCGAAACUAAUCAAAUGAUGAAAGAUUGGGAGUGUAUGACAGAUCUCUUGCUGGAGGAGGCGGGUCCUGAUGAAGAAGCAUUGGAUAAUCAGAAGGAAACGUCCCUUAUCGAAUUAAUGGUAUGCUGUAUAAAACAAGCUGCUACGGGCGAAGCACCCGUCGGUCGCGGACCCACUCGAAAAAUUCUAUCAGUGAAAGAAAUUAAACAAGUUCACGAUGAUAAGCAAAAACUAACGGAACAUUUUAUUCAAACACUACCACUGUUACUUGACAAGUACAGAGCUGAUCCUGAAAAAUUGGCAAACUUGCUGGCAAUCCCACAAUAUUUUGAUUUGGAUAUUUAUACAAAAUCUAGACAGGAGAUAAACUUGGAUUCUUUAUUAAGUAAAAUCCAAGCGAUUGUUGAAAAAAUGCACGAUAACGACGUUUUAGAUACGGCGGCUAAAACUUUAGAACAUAUGUGUGUAGAAGGUCAUGCUAUUUUCACAAGAUGUAAUGUCGCUCGUUCUACUUUGAUUGAUUCCAUCGUAAAUAAAUAUAAAGAGGCGAUCGAUGAGUAUAGAAAUUUGAUUGAAGGCGAUGAGGAGCCAGAUGAAGAUGAAAUAUUUAAUGUUGUUCAAUCGCUCAAAAAAGUUUCUAUAUUUUAUUCUUGCCACAAUAUGAAUCCAUGGGGCAUAUGGGACUCGCUAUACAAAGACAUAGAGGAUGCAAAGGAUCCUGCAAAGAGUUUACCAUCAACUGCAGUUAAAUACUGUAUAAGCGCAUGCUUCUUUGCCAUUUUAUGGGGCCAAAAUCAUUUGAUGGAAGCUGUAGAUUCAGGCAGUCACGGUGAGGACGAAUGUCGGCAAUUGAAGGAACGAUUGCAUUCGUUUAUGGGUUCAAUGCGCCAUUUUGUCAACAGCGAUACGCCUUCACCGCCGAUCUUGAGGGAAGACGCGUAUAAUACUAUAUGUGACUUAUUAGUAAUAUUCUGCAAUCAACUCUCUACGCAUACUAAUCCUCUGAUGCAUCAAUUAGUAUAUGAACCUGAUCAAGCAAUGCAAAACAUGCUCAAUAGAUUUAUACAAGAGUACGUCUUCUUUGAAGAGGAAGAUGACGAACAUGAUGAACAUUCUAAAAUCGAGGAACUGCAUAAAAGAAGAAAUUUCUUAGCCGGCUACUGCAAAUUAAUUGUCUAUAAUAUGAUUCCCACAAAGGCUGCGGCUGAUGUAUUUAAACAUUACGUUAAAUAUUAUAAUGACUAUGGCGAUAUUAUUAAAACCACAUUAGGCAAAGCAAGAGACAUCAAUAAAACAAAUUGCGCGUUGACAAUGCAACAAAGCUUAAAUAUUUUGUACAACGAAAUAGUGGCUGAGAAAGGCAAAGUGAACAGAAAUAGUGAAGAAUUCACCGCAAUUAAGGAACUUGCGAAGCGAUUUGCCUUGUCCUUCGGCUUGGAUGCAGUGAAAAAUCGCGAAGCCAUUACCGCCUUGCAUCGUGCGGGUGUGUUGUUCGCCAUUACUCCACCAGACGGUAUCGAACAGGAUCCUACAGGUCCACCACCGAAUUUGCCAUUCCUCGAGAUAUUAUCAGAAUUCACGAAUAAGCUUCUUAAAUUGGAUAAACGUGUUGUACUCAAUUUUCUGGAUAGACGAUUACAAGCUGGAAUGCCAUCUUCACGAGGAGAAGAUUGGCAGCCUUUACUAUUAUACAGAAAUAGUUUACUACAUGGCGAAACUGAUCAAGUUCCAGUGACCAGUAAACGAGCUUACACGAGGCGCAAGAAGGAUCACUUGGCUGAGGAAGAGGAAGCUGAUGAACCUGAUGAAGGUUCUGAUCAUGAGUUUGCAGGCAAGCAAAAAAAAAAGCGUUCGCGGAAGAAUCAAUUGCCAGUUAAUAAAGUAGUGAUAACACGUGGACCUAGAACAAACACUUUUUAUGAGAAUAAUGACACUGUACAAAUGCAAACAUCUCCUUCUGCAAUCGUAGAGGAUACAGCGACGAGUCCUUUGCAAGAUCUCGAUAGCAGAUUUAAAGCAUUGCAAACACAAUCGUCACGACCACGAAGAAAUCAAGAGCAUGUGGAGCAUAGGGAGUUGCGAAGAACUUCUAGGAACUCGGGCAGAUAUGUCGAGGGGCAAUAUAUGGAAUCUGAUUCUGAGUAA
Camponotus floridanus (Florida carpenter ant) is the source of this 4005-nucleotide messenger RNA. RefSeq names its product cohesin subunit SA-2 (gene SA1). The transcript has 19 exons. Gene Ontology annotation, molecular function: chromatin binding. The coding region runs from base 181 to 4005 and encodes 1274 amino acids. Gene Ontology annotation, biological process: sister chromatid cohesion. Gene Ontology annotation, cellular component: nucleus; chromatin; cohesin complex. NCBI's taxonomy places the organism in Eukaryota, Metazoa, Arthropoda, Insecta, Hymenoptera, Formicidae. The record is from RefSeq and is a predicted model, not a curated record.